Cannabis sativa is the source of this 1588-nucleotide messenger RNA. RefSeq names its product protein transport protein SEC13 homolog B. The coding region runs from base 521 to 1429 and encodes 302 amino acids. Gene Ontology annotation, biological process: protein import into nucleus; COPII-coated vesicle budding. Lineage: Eukaryota; Viridiplantae; Streptophyta; Magnoliopsida; Rosales; Cannabaceae. The record is from RefSeq and is a predicted model, not a curated record. Gene Ontology annotation, cellular component: COPII vesicle coat; nuclear pore outer ring. Gene Ontology annotation, molecular function: protein binding; structural molecule activity. The transcript has 2 exons.
UGUAUCUUAUAUAACUGUACACAGCAAAUACUUCUCCGUUUUUCUUUUCUAGGGAAAAUGUAAAAGGUAGAGAAUGACAUUUUCAUAAAUGAAACAAUCUUAGUGAGUUUUUUGUAAAAAUCUGGGCAACAGCCCUAUUUUGCGGAAAAUAGAGAGCCUGGGCCGGGCUGUCCAUAUUGGGCCUAACUAGGCCCACCUUCUACAGGUGUCCCUUUUCUCUUUUUCUGUAAAAUAAGAAUAACCCCAAUCCCUUCUUCCCCAAUUCCUCUCUCUCACCCCAUUUCCGAUCCGAUCACUCUCUUCCUCGGCACAGCAACCACUGCUCACCACAAACACACGAUCUCGGGGGAUCCACCAACGCCAACUACCUUCAUCUUUUCUCAAGAACCUUUCUUCUUCCUCCUCUCCGUCAAAUACCUCUUUUAGGUUUUUCUGUCACCACUGUUCUCACAGGUUUAACUAUUAAAGAGCUGCGAGCAAGGGAACAUUAGGCAAGAAGCAAAUAAAAAAGUGACAAAUAAUGCCUCCACAAAAGAUUGAAACAGGGCACCAGGAUACUGUCCAGGGUAUAGCCAUGGAUUAUUAUGGGAAGCGUCUGGCAACGGCUUCAUCUGAUGCUACCAUUAAGAUUAUUGGUGUUAGCAACAAUGCUGGUUCUCAGCACCUUGCUACAUUGAGUGGUCAUAGAGGUCCUGUUUGGGAGGUAGCUUGGGCACACCCCAAGUUUGGAUCCAUCCUUGCUUCUUGUUCCUAUGAUGGUCAAGUGAUAAUCUGGAAGGAGGGUAAUCAAAACGAGUGGCAGCAGGCACAUGUUUUUAAUGACCACAAGUCAUCUGUGAAUGCCAUUGAUUGGGCACCUCACGAGCUUGGCCUUUGCUUGGCUUGUGGAUCAUCUGAUGGGAAUAUCUCGGUUAUCACAGCCAGGACUGAUGGUGGUUGGGACACUACCAGGAUAGAUCAAGCCCACCCUGUUGGGGUAACCUCUGUUUCAUGGGCCCCAUCAAUGGCACCCGGUUCUCUUGUUGGUUCAGGUGUAACGGAACCUGUUCAGAAGCUAGCUUCUGGCGGUUGUGAUAAUACUGUUAAAGUGUGGAAGCUGUAUAACGGGACUUGGAAGAUGGAUUGCUUUCCUGCUCUUCAGAUGCACACUGAUUGGGUAAGAGAUGUUGCUUGGGCACCCAACUUGGGACUUCCAAAAUCCACAAUCGCAAGUGCUUCACAGGAUGGUACAGUAGUCAUAUGGACCGUGGCCAAGGAAGGAGAUCAAUGGGAGGGGAAAGUUCUCAAGGAUUUUAAGACCCCGGUUUGGAGGGUAUCAUGGUCGCUCACCGGAAACUUAUUGGCUGUGGCUGAUGGGAAUAACAAUGUAACAUUGUGGAAAGAAGCUGUGGAUGGUGAGUGGCAAGAAGUGACCACAGUUGACAUAUAGGUUUCAGGUUAUUAUGAUUUUAUUUCCUUAAACUAAUAUGCUAUCCUUUCACCAUGAACUAGUUUCUUAAAUUUGACAUGAUGAUUUUCUUGUGAAUUUACUUUUUUUGAAAGUACUUCCAUUUACAUAUAUUGGAGAUGUCUUGAGAUUUAUGAUUUA